UGGCUCAGAGGACGUCCAGCGUAGGCUGAUGCUGACAUGGCUCCAGAAAAGGAUAGUAAUGGUCAUGACAACUAUGCAUUUGCACUUGAAGGACGCUUCUGUGAUCUACCUGACACGAAAAAAGAGGAAGAGCUGGACUCCUCCAUGGACGCAGAUGACAACAAGCUAGCAUAUUGUGUAACAGACGUACCUCCUUGGUACCUGUGCAUCAUUCUAGGCAUCCAGCAUUGCUUGACUGCAUUUGGAGGGAUCAUAGCCAUCCCAUUAAUCUUGUCUCAGAGCUUGUGUCUGCAACAUGAUGGCCUCUCACAGAGCCACCUCAUCAGCACCAUCUUCCUUGUCUCUGGUAUUUGCACUCUGUUGCAAGUCGCCUUUGGAAUUAGGCUGCCCAUCCUACAAGGUGGCACUUUCACAUUAUUGGCCCCCUCCAUAGCAAUGCUGUCCAUGCCAGAGUGGACUUGUCCUGCUUGGACCCAAAAUGCAAGCCUGGUUGACACCACCUCUCCAGAAUUCACCGAAGUGUGGCAGAGUCGAAUGAGAGCGCUCCAGGGUUCCAUUAUGGUGGGUUCGCUGUUCCAGGUGUUUGUUGGUUUCUCAGGCCUCAUUGGUCUCUUCAUGCGCUUCAUUGGACCUCUGACCAUCGCUCCCACCAUCUCUCUAAUCGGACUGUCUCUAUUUGACUCAGCUGGAACGAGUGCCGGAGACCACUGGGGCAUUUCUGCCAUGACCACAAUUCUGAUCAUCCUGUUCUCCCAGUACCUCCGCCAUAUACCCGUUCCUAUUCCUACGUACAGCAAAGACAAGAAACUGCACACCACCCGUGUUUACAUCUUUCAGAUUCUCCCUGUUUUGCUUGGAAUCACAUUAUCUUGGCUCAUCUGUUACAUUUUGACAACCUACAACAUAUUACCUACUGACCCGUCCCAGUAUGGAUAUUUGGCUCGCACUGAUCUAAAGGGAGAUGUUAUGAGCAAAGCUCCGUGGUUCAGUUUUCCAUACCCAGGCCAGUGGGGCACACCGACUGUGAGUCUGGCAGGAGUGGUUGGUAUCCUCGCUGGUGUUAUUUCCUCCAUGAUAGAGUCUGUGGGGGAUUACCAUGCUUGUGCCAGGCUCUCUGGUGCUCCACCUCCCCCUAAACAUGCCAUCAACAGGGGGAUUGGUAUUGAAGGACUGGGCUGCCUGCUGGCUGGAGCCUGGGGUACAGGCAAUGGUACCACAUCAUACAGCGAGAAUGUUGGAGCCCUUGGUAUUACAAAGGUUGGUAGUCGCAUGGUGAUAGUAGCAAGCGGAGUGUUGAUGGUCGUGAUGGGUGUGUUUGGUAAAGUGGGGGCUAUCUUCACCACCAUCCCUUCACCUGUGGUAGGAGGGAUGUUCAUGGUCAUGUUCGGUGUCAUCUCUGCUGCUGGGGUUUCUAACUUGCAGUAUGCGAAUAUGAAUUCAUCUCGUAACAUCUUCAUUUUCGGCUUCUCCAUGUUCUCUGGUCUGGUCAUUCCGAACUGGAUAUUAAAGAACCCCAAUGUUAUUGCUUCAGGUUUGGUAGAGCUUGACCAGAUGCUGCAGGUGCUUCUGACAACCAGUAUGUUUGUAGGAGGCUUCUUUGGCUUCAUCUUGGACAACACCAUUCCAGGAUCUAAGCAUGAACGUGGCAUUCUCGCCUGGAACAAGGCUCACGAGGACGACUCCAGCAACACACUGGAAAGUGGAGAAGUCUACAACUUUCCCUUCAGAAUCAACUCUUACUUGCCCUCCUGGUUCCGGUACAUACCAUUCUGCCCUUCUGAUGUGUCCGGCCCUCUGGAUACUAACUCACUGGAGCCAAAGCAGCAACUGGGAAACACAGAUCCGCCUCAGAUCAUUGUAGGAGUCGCUCUGUGAGCCGUGUAUCCAUGCCAUUUUGGGUAUUUUUUUUGUUUUACCAAAAGACUCCCUUCAGAGCCAGCUCAGUUCGUACCUCAUGUCUUCUUUUGAAGACAUUGUACUGUAACAAUGUGGUGCAAAGUACUUCACAUGACCUUUUGGAGUGUUAAUUGCAGAUGACCUUUUGUAUCAGAACUGCAUAUUAAUAAUAACAACUGCAUUAUUAGA
This is a messenger RNA of Solea senegalensis (Senegalese sole), 2085 nucleotides long. It is a transcript of the gene slc23a4, whose product is annotated as solute carrier family 23 member 4. The transcript has 12 exons. Gene Ontology annotation, molecular function: transmembrane transporter activity. The record is from RefSeq and is a predicted model, not a curated record. Gene Ontology annotation, biological process: transmembrane transport. Bases 37 to 1875 code for a protein of 612 amino acids. Gene Ontology annotation, cellular component: membrane. NCBI's taxonomy places the organism in Eukaryota, Metazoa, Chordata, Actinopteri, Pleuronectiformes, Soleidae.